ACCCGAGAUUGCCUUUGAAUACGCGCGCGGGACAGCUACAGUGAACGGAGAAGCUCGAGAAGCUGUAUCUAAAAAACCUAAAAUCUGGCGUUGUAGCUUUGUUUGUUAUGAUACUGUGAGCGUUUCAGGGAAUUGUUUGUCACGAGUAUAAACCUAGCCUGGUUAUUUGAGCGUGUGUGAGAUUUGUACACAGAAUGAAAUCCACUAAGAACACUAAAGUGAAACCUGCGGUAUCAUCUAAAGAAGAAGAGUGCGGAAUAUGGCUCGACACAAAAGAGUUAAAAGAAAAGAAACAACAGCUGACCCGUCCGAUAUCCAAAUUACUGAACCCACUCGCGAGAUCAGGGGAAUACAGCGUGGAAGUGGCACUGAGCUUCACUCAGACCAAACUCAACAUGUCUGUCACUAGACAAAGCACAAUAUCAAAUUUCUUUUCACCCAAAUCCAGAGACCCUAACCCUAGUGUGGCUCAUUCAGGGAUGUCCAGCUUCAUGCACACAGAGGGACCCCCCGGUGUCAAACGGAAACAUGAUGUGUCUUUGGAGCCAUCUAUAGAGUCAACCGGUCAACCACCUGAGGUGUACCAGCAGAACUGUGAUGGAGAUUUUGAAGGAUUGUCAGUCAAGGACAAAAAAGAACAGCAUUUCCUCCAUUUAAUAUGCGGAGAUGAGCAAGAUGAAGAAGAACCACCUGAAAAAAGGAGACAUGUUGUCCAUUAUACAGAAAAUGUGACGCAAGAAUAUUGGAAUAAAGAAGCAUCAAAUGAAUAUCCAAAUCAGACAAUUCCCGAAACUGAGACUUUCUUUCAUGUGGAGUCCCUGCAGCACUGUGAUCUGUUGGUCUGGAAGCCCUCUGAAGAUGCACAUAAGUCUCCAGGUCCUAAACACAUUGACAAACAUGAUUUAAGAGAUCAGAAGGCCUCGGUUAAGAAGUCUAUUUUGACCUCUAGGCCUGUCAAUGAAAACCACAAAAGAUCGAAAUCGAAUGCUGUGAUUACUAAUAUAAAUCAGGUGCGUUCUUGGUGCAAAAAUAAGGCAUCGCCCAUGAAACGGAUGGGAAAAGAGAAUAGCUGGCCCACAUCUCCUACUCAAAAUGCUCAAACGUCAACUUUUAAACACCAUCUAAUUUCUAGUCCAGCUAAGUGCAGGUUAAAGGAAAAAUACACCUUUUCCCCUAAAAAAUCAGGUAAGGAACUUACAAACACAGAGAGGGCUGGAGAAACUCUUGCUAUGUUGUUCACUCAGGACUCUGAGGGCUUCUGUGUGAUUGCUCACCGUGACCAGCACUUAAGGAGCCCACUACAAGACCAGGGCAAUUCAUCUGUGGGCAAAGAUUACAGGAAUAGUCAAUCUGCCACUUCUUUAGAAAAAGAGGAAGAGGAAUCAGAUCUAGAGCCAGAGAUGCUUUUCACCCAAGACUCCGAGGGAAACAUGGUCAUCAAGCAUUAGCCGGAAACAGAUCUGAGGGGAAAUCAUUGUAUUUAUUUUCCUCUUGAUUUUUAAAGUAGAUUUUUAUAUACGUGAUACAGUAUAGAAACAAAAGUAUUUACAAAAUGUAUAUGAAUAUUCAUUAAAAAAAAUAAAAUAAAUAAAUUGUACAACAACAAAUAAACCCCAAAAAUGAUGUUUGUUGUGUAAUAUUUGAUAAAGAUUCCGUUUGCCAGCAGAUGGCACCAUGAAGCUUUUACUCUCUCAGUUUGGUGAACUACUUAAGCUGUGCUUUUGGAAUCUGUGAAAGUAGGACAUGGUGU
Molecule: messenger RNA, 1750 nt
Organism: Cyprinus carpio (common carp)
Lineage: Eukaryota; Metazoa; Chordata; Actinopteri; Cypriniformes; Cyprinidae
Biological process (GO): spindle organization
Cellular component (GO): centrosome; spindle pole
Source: RefSeq, a predicted model, not a curated record